AUGAAUAAGUUAAAAUCUAUAUUUCAUAUAAAUAAGAAAACUGUUAAUCAAAGUAAUAGUAGUAAUAAUAGUCAUGGGAAAUCAAUUAAACAAAGUAUAAUAUCUAAUAGUAAUAGAGAAGGGGUAAUUAGUAAGGAUGCAAAUGAUAUGGGUGCUCCAACAAGAAGAAAACUAGAACAAUUAUCAUUGACUGAUGAUAGUAACACUGCAGAUAUAAUUCUUGAAGAUAAAUAUAAUGAAAUGUUUCGUGAAAAUAAUGAUAACAGUAACGAUAAUGAUAAUGAUAAACUUCUAACUAGGAAAGUACCUACUGAAUGCACAUUUAAUUCAAAUAUGUCAUUAAGUUCAAUUGAUUCUGCUUCCUCUGUUACUUCAUCUGCAUCUGCUUCCUCAGUAUCAUCUUCUCUAUCUUCUUUUAGUAAUGAGGGAAGUUAUAUUCAACUUGGACAAGAUAAUAGUAUAGACUCGCCAGUUUUUACCGAACAAAAAGAAUUAAUUGGUUAUAAAUUGAUCGCUAAAAUCGGUGAAGGUGCAUUCUCAAAAGUAUUUAAAGGUAUAAACUUAUCAACUGGAGAAAAAGUAGCUAUUAAAGUAAUCAGAAAAGAAACAUUAUCAAUGGUAAAUGAAGAGACAACUAACAUUACCACUACCAACAACAACAAUAAAGUAAAAGACCGAGCUAAAAGGAAAUCACAGACUAAGUUGGAACAGGUGCUCAAAGAAGUCACUUUACAUAAGAUGGUCACUUCGUUACAAUGUGAAAAUAUAGUAAGAUUUAUCGAAUUUAAAGAAACUUCUUCAUUUUAUUAUAUUGUACAAGAACUAUUAACAGGUGGCGAAAUAUUUAAUUCUAUCGUUAAGUAUACAUACUUUAGUGAAGAUCUAUCGCGUCAUGUAAUCAAACAACUAGGUAAUGCAAUUAAAGCAUUGCAUUCUAUAGGUGUGGUACACCGUGAUAUUAAACCGGAAAAUUUGUUGUUUGAACCAAUUGAAUAUAUUCCAAGAGAUCAACCACGUCUACGUAGAUCAGAUGAUCCAUUGACCAAAUUGGAUGAAGGUGUGUUUCGUCCAAAUAUCGGUGGUGGGGGUAUUGGGAUAGUGAAAUUAACAGAUUUUGGUUUAUCAAAACAGAUAUAUCAAACAAACACAAAGACGCCAUGUGGUACAGUUGGAUACACAGCACCCGAAGUGGUAAGGGAUGAAAGAUAUUCGAUGAAAGUGGAUAUGUGGGGAAUUGGUUGUGUUUUAUAUACUAUGCUAUGUGGGUUCCCACCAUUCUAUGACGACAAAAUAGACCUAUUGACAGAAAAGAUAUCUAGAGGUGAAUAUACUUUUUUGCAACCGUGGUGGGAUGAAAUCAGUGAUGGUGCGAAGAAUUGUGUAGCUAGAUUAUUGGAGGUAGAUCCAGAUAGAAGAUAUAAUAUAGACCAAUUUUUAAAUGAUCCGUGGUUAAAUAGAUAUGAUACAGAAAUUAAUGUUGCCAAUGCUACUAAUAUUAGCGGUAAAGGUAGAGGGAAAAGAAAUAAAAGCAAGGUACAUGAAAAAUUCAAGAAAGUACGUGCAUUCCAAGAAGAUCCAUCAAUUUUAUAUUCUCCAGCUGCAGUUGCUAUGCGUGAUGCUUUUGAUAUAAGUAAUGCUGUGAAACGUAAUGACAUAGGCACAAAUAGAAAUAAUAAUCAGAAUAAUAAGAGAAAGGGAUUAUAUUCCUUAGAUGAAGAAUUAGAGAUAAGAGAUGAGGAUGAAUUUACAGAAAAUAACAAUCGUACAAAUAUGAAUUAUAUUAGUAAUAAUAAUGAUGAUAAUAGCAGUAAUAAUAAUGCAUUCAGACAUGCAAAUGUGUUUGAAUUAAAUUUAAAUACAUCUACUAUUAUUCAACGUAGGCAAAAGAAACAAAGAAUGGUCAUGUCUAAUAAUAAAGAUAAUUAUAUGAAUGGGGAUGUCUCGGAAAGGAUGCAAGGAUGA
Molecule: messenger RNA, 1962 nt
Organism: Arxiozyma heterogenica
Lineage: Eukaryota; Fungi; Ascomycota; Saccharomycetes; Saccharomycetales; Saccharomycetaceae
Gene: RCK2
Product: serine/threonine protein kinase RCK2
Exons: 1
Coding region: 1-1962 (653 amino acids)
Biological process (GO): cellular response to oxidative stress; protein phosphorylation
Molecular function (GO): ATP binding; calcium/calmodulin-dependent protein kinase activity
Source: RefSeq, a predicted model, not a curated record